Messenger RNA from Ipomoea triloba (trilobed morning glory), 1401 nucleotides. RefSeq names its product 6-hydroxynicotinate 3-monooxygenase-like. Lineage: Eukaryota; Viridiplantae; Streptophyta; Magnoliopsida; Solanales; Convolvulaceae. The coding region runs from base 13 to 1281 and encodes 422 amino acids. Gene Ontology annotation, molecular function: FAD binding. The record is from RefSeq and is a predicted model, not a curated record. The transcript is spliced from 4 exons.
UGAGACGGAGAAAUGAAAGGGGGGAAGAGAAAAGGCAAGGCAGUGGUGGUAGGGGGAAGCAUAGCAGGGAUAUCCUGCGCGCACGCGCUCAUCGGAGCAGGCUGGGACGUGGUGGUGCUAGAGAAAACCUCCGCGCCGCCGACUGGCAGUCCCACCGGCGCCGGACUCGGUCUCGACCCUCUGGCCCGGAAACUCGUCCAAUCUUGGCUCCCUCAGCCCGAUCUUCUUCAUCGCUCCACUCUGCCACUCACAAUCGACCAAAACAAGGCAACAGAUGCAGAAAAGAAAAUCAGCUGGACAUUAACAAGGGAUGAAGAUUUCAACUUUAGAGCAGCUUAUUGGGCUGAUCUCUAUAGCCUUCUGUAUAAUGCUCUGCCCCAAAAUAUUGUCUUCUGGGGUCAUUCAUUUCUCUCCUUUUCAGUGUCGGAUGACAAAUCUUAUGUCAGUGUCGAAACGAAAGUCCUUAAUACUGGGGACACAAUCUCCAUAGUUGGUGAUUUGCUUGUUGCUGCUGAUGGCUGUUUAUCAUCAAUCAGGCGAAGUUUCCUUCCUGACUUCAAACUAAGGUAUUCAGGUUAUUGUGCAUGGAGAGGGGUUCUUGAUUUUUCAAAUAAUGAGAGUUCAGAAGCCAUAAUCGGCAUAAAGGCUGCAUAUCCAGAUCUUGGUAGGUGCCUUUACUUUGACAUGGGGUCAGGAACUCAUAGCGUGCUUUAUGAGCUAUUGAACAAAAGGAUGAACUGGAUUUGGUACAUUAAUCAGCCUGAACCAGAACUUAAGGGAACUUCAGUUACCAUGAAAGUGAGCAAUGACAUGGUCAGGAACUUGCACGAAGAAGCAGAGAAGGUUUGGGCUCCUGAGUUGGCGAGGUUGAUAAGAGAAACAAAGGAUCCUUUCUUGAAUGUAAUAUACGAUGCUGAUCCUUUACAGCAAAUUGUUUGGGAUAAUGUGGUGUUGAUUGGGGAUGCAGCUCAUCCCACGACUCCCCACGGGCUAAGAAGUACAAACAUGUCAGUUUUGGAUGCUGCAGUUUUAGGUAAAUGCCUCGAGAAGUGGGGAUUGGAGAAUCUGAGUUCCGCGCUCGAGGAGUAUCAGUCUAUUCGACUGCCAGUUGCAUCAGAGCAAGUUCUACAUUCAAGGCGACUAGGCCGCAUCAAACAAGGUUUGCGCUUACCUGAUCGCCAUACUUUUGAUCCAAAAAAUGCAACUCCAGAUGAAUGUGAAGAGCUUCAGCAGAAGAAAAUGCCUUAUUUUAGUUAUGUACCUUCACUAUUGUCAAUGUGAGGUAGCCUCAAGCAGGACUUAUGGAGUUCCAUGAAAUGUUUACCUUCAACAAUAUUUACAUUAAAUGAACUAAAUAUUCAUUUUAAAUGACUUAAUGUUACACUUUGCAUCUUAAUCUUA